GUAAGGUGGUAGGUGGCGACAGCGACCAACCAAAAUCCACUCUGUGCGCCCGAUUUUCACCUUUCAGUUUGGAAACUUUCAUCGAGGAAGGAUGCCGUUCGUUAAGGUCCUUAAGAACAAGGCGUACUUUAAGCGCUACCAGGUCAAGUACCGUCGUCGCCGUGAGGGCAAGACGGACUACCGCGCCCGUAAGCGUCUCAUCACGCAGGACAAGAACAAGUACAACUCGCCCAAGUACCGUCUUGUGGUGCGUAUCACCAACAAGCAGGUUAUCUGCCAGAUCGCGUACGCCGAGAUCGAUGGCGACAAGAUUCUGUGCCAGGCCUCGUCGGCUGAGCUGCCCCGUUACGGCCUGAAGGUGGGUCUUAAGAACUACGCCGCUGCCUACGCCACGGGUCUGCUUGUCGGCCGCCGUGUGCUGCAGAAGCUCGGCCUGGACGAGGACUACGAGGGCAACACGGAGGUUGACGGCGAGAUCGUCAAGACGGAGAGCAACGGCCGCACCUACUUCGUGGAGGAGGUCGCUGACGAGAAGCGCCCGUUCCGUUGCUACCUGGACUGCGGUCUGCGUACCACCACCACGGGUAACCGUGUGUUCGGUGCCCUUAAGGGUGCUGCUGACGCCGGUCUGGACAUCCCGCACAGCGAGAAGCGCUUCCCCGGCUACAGCCGUGACGACAAGAGCUACGACGCUGAGGUGCACCGCGACCGUAUCUUCGCUAUCCACAUUUCGGAGCACAUGAAGGAGCUCGAGGAGGACGACCCGGAGAUGCUUGCGUCGCACUACGCCGAGUACGUCAAGGCUGGCAUUGACCCCGAUGACCUUGAGGACCUGAUCACCAAGGUGCACGAGGCCAUCCGUGCCGACCCGUCCCCGGCCGCCAAGAAGGAGCACACCUUCGACAAGAAGUACAAGCGUGCUGCCAAGCGCUCGCGCCAGCAGCGCCAGGCUCGUGUGGCCCAGAAGAAGGCCCACGCCGCCUCCAAGCAGGAGUAAAUCUUGUUCUAGGGGAUUGUUCUAGCUACGUGUCAUGCAUGCAGCUU
Molecule: messenger RNA, 1044 nt
Organism: Phytophthora nicotianae INRA-310
Lineage: Eukaryota; Oomycota; Peronosporomycetes; Peronosporales; Peronosporaceae
Exons: 1
Coding region: 92-997 (301 amino acids)
Biological process (GO): translation; ribosomal large subunit assembly
Cellular component (GO): ribosome; cytosolic large ribosomal subunit
Molecular function (GO): 5S rRNA binding; structural constituent of ribosome
Source: RefSeq, a predicted model, not a curated record